Molecule: messenger RNA, 570 nt
Organism: Zychaea mexicana
Lineage: Eukaryota; Fungi; Mucoromycota; Mucoromycetes; Mucorales; Lichtheimiaceae
Exons: 4
Coding region: 1-570 (189 amino acids)
Source: RefSeq, a predicted model, not a curated record
AUGCAGGGCUUUUACACGACGCUCUACAAUGAGGCCGCGCAAGAGGCCGCUGGUAUCAUUGAGGAUUGGAGGAAAACGAGGGGCGAGAAACUCUCGUUAGACUUGAAGACGGCCUUUUUUUCUAAGGCCAAGGUACUGCACAAGAUGGCGCAGUACAAUGACCGGAUGGCCAGGAUGUACCAAGUGCCUCUGGAUAAGUGCGAGAACAACUGGGUUACUCGCUACUUUUUCCAGAUGCACUUGGGGAAUGAUGACCGCCGUGAGAAAGCAACGGCCAAGAAGAGCGAUCUUGAGGCACCCAUUAGCAACGAUCAAGCGACUCAAGAGAGUCAUGUUGCUAUAUCGUCCUCGUCUUACACCCCUUUCGCCCUCCCCACCACUACUACUGCCACUAAUACAACUACCGCUCCUACCAUUGCCAUUACCACUGCUGAUAUUUCCUCUACGUCGACCGCCUCUCCUUUCUCCAUUCCCGCCCCACCUCCUUCAUCAUCCUUGUCGACUCAGCAGCAACAGCCACGUACUACUAGAAAGCGUAAAAGCUCAGAAUAUGCACCUAGUAGUCGUUAA